UGCUGAGGAUCAGCUGCUGCUGUCUGUAGCCUCUCUCCAAGGCUUUUUAUAGGACUAGUGGGGGAUGGGGCGUGAAAGGAGGCCAGCGACAUACGAUGCCUCGCUCCAGGGCUCUGGCUAAUUAAUCCAUGCAGGAGAGGGGAUCCUGGGAUUACUGUCAUUUCUGCAGGUGACGGGGAGCGAUAUAGAUGCUGUGUAAUAACCAUCCCGUCCUCCGGAUGCUGCCGUAAUCUCCGGCUCGCUGGACGCUCAGGAUCCUGACAUCUGCAAUAUUGUAUUUUCGCACGAUCUGGCCUGGAAUCACCAGCAGAGAAAACACGUAAGAAUCCGCACAGGGCGCUACAAUCCCAAGAGUCGCAUCCGUAUUCACGAGCAGCUGCCGACACCCUGCAUCCUGAUACGUUUCAAUGACAGCCGUAACACCUCCGUCUACAUCCAAGACCAUGGUCUGUUCCCUCCAUCCUGACGCCCCGUGUCAUCGUAUCACUGGGGAAAACAAAAAAUAAAAAAAUACGUCAUUUUUCUUUUUUACGUUUCCGGAAAUUCGCAUUCCUUUUUCUACAUAUUGUGGAGAAAAAGUAGGGUUUUGUUUUUGGAAAAAUUAAUCAUUCGCAAAAACUCUUGGAAAUGUGAGAAAAUUCACUUUGAAAUUUUUGUUUUUAAUUUAAUUUAGUUUUAAUUUUUAUUUUAUUUCAAAUUUUUUAGAUGAUUUUUUUAAACCUUGCUAAUGAUAUACGGAAAGACUCUUGAUAGAGAAAAUUUAAAAUAAAUUAGAUUUUUUUUUUGGAUGACAUAAGAAUUUUCUUGGCGGUAGUCAGAGGCAACGGCGUUUUGAGAUGGAGCGACAGAGAGCUGAGAUGCUGAUAAAGAUCGCACGGGUUCGCCUCCAGUGCGAGAGAACGGGGGACGCUCUAAAUUACCUAUAUCAAGCCCAAAGCCUGUACCCUACGCGCACGGCGGCCGGCCUCAUACAGGCCAUACGAGGAGGUUAUUUCGAAGCCGAUGGAGGUCAUGGUGGACCAACACAUGGUCACUAUGAGCAACGUGACUUCUGGGCCCAUCAGAACCACUGUGCGGGUUGUGGGAACUGUGGUAGGCCGGCAUGGCAAGUGGAAGAGGAGGAGGAGGAUGAUGAAGAUGAAGAGGAGGAUGAUGAGGAGGAUGAAGAGGAAGAAGAGGAAAGGGUAAUACAAGGCUUUGACGACCAGGAGGAUUUUUACCGAGUUCUUGGAGUCAGGAGGGACGCCAAUACUGAAGUGAUCCGAAAGUCGUAUCGGAAACUGGCGCUGAGAUAUCACCCAGACAAGAACAGCUCCGCAGGAGCUACAGAGGCCUUCAAGGUUAUUGGGAAAGCAUUUGCAGUUCUCAGUGAUCCGACAAAGAGAAAAGCUUAUGACGACUCCCAAGGCCAAGCUCAAGCUCCUUCUGACCAGGACCUGACAACAGAUGAGAUCUUCGAUCUAUUUUUCAGGGGUCACUUUCCUGCCCGCGCUGCUUAUGCCUUCAGCGGUCGUCCAAGAGAGACACCAAGAUCAACCAGAAGAGAUGAACCAGAUGGGACAUGGCAGAGGUGGUCAUCACAGGAUGAUAUGCAAGACAGGCCAAGGUGGCAGCAGAGGGAAAGUAUGCGACAAAACAAUGGCCAAGACCGGAGACCGAGAGAGGAGACCUCCCAGGAAAGGAGACAAUGGCAACAGCAGAAACAAGAGGGUGGUCAAUCAAAGGGGCAGAAAGAAGUCAAACGAGAGCCAGGAAGACCCAAGACCCAGCAGGAACGGAAACAAGACGUUGGACAGACAAAUUCAAAGUGGUGGGAGAAGAGGGGUCAAGAACCCAAGAAGUCAAGAUGGCGUGAAGAAAUGGAAAAACAUAAUAUAAAACGUCCAAGAAGACAGGAAGAGGAAGAAGAAGCUGGUACUCCUAAAUCAGCUUAUUCUGCCUUCAUCCAGGUCCUACCAGUCCUGAUCCUGGUGGUGGUAUCAGUGGUGGCACAAAUGACAGCCAGCACUCCAUCUUACAGUCUCCAUCCCAAAUCUUCUUAUGGUCUAACAAUUCCCAGGGAAACCAGCAGUCGAGGGGUUCCGUAUUUUGUUGGCCAGAAUUUUCAGAACCGUUAUCGAGGCCAGGCACUGGUAGAGCUCGAGAGGGCAGUGGAGAAGGAAUAUGCCGAACAAGUCCAAGCUGGUUGUUGGAAAGAGAAACAGCAGAGGUCUGACUUGGCCAACUUAGCCCGGCUUUAUGGAGACCAGAGAUUAAGGGAAAAGGCCGACAGCUUCAAGAUGGAGAACUGUAGGAAGCUGUCAGACCUUAUAGGCAUACGGAGGGGAGGCUGAUGUGUGGUCCUCAAAAGACUUUUCUUUGGGAGGGGGAAGGAGGAGCCAUUAAGAUCAUGUUUGUGCUAGUUAAUAAUACAGCUGAUAGAAAACUUGCACACAUUGGAGCCUAGAACCUUAGGCUCAAGCUGCAUGGUCACUUCCGUCAUAAAAAGAUUAAUGUGGUGGUGACACGAGGUCAUGAGUACAAUAUUGAACAAAAUUGUCGGACAGACCUCAAAACCAUCAAAAAUUUGCCCAGGCCAAAUCACAAGUAACUUCCAUUGUAUGACCUCAGCCUUGCAAUAUUCCACAGACCACUGUGUAGUCUGGGCCUUCUAUUCAUUAUAGACUGAAUUCUCUUGGACACUUCUUGAGCCAUUUUUAGAGAAUUAGGCCUCAUGCACACGACCGGUGUGUUUUGCGGUCCGCAAAUUACAGAUCCUCAAA
Messenger RNA from Bufo bufo (common toad), 2762 nucleotides. RefSeq names its product dnaJ homolog subfamily C member 18-like. Gene Ontology annotation, cellular component: endoplasmic reticulum membrane. Lineage: Eukaryota; Metazoa; Chordata; Amphibia; Anura; Bufonidae. Gene Ontology annotation, molecular function: Hsp70 protein binding. Gene Ontology annotation, biological process: cellular response to misfolded protein. Bases 837 to 2333 code for a protein of 498 amino acids. The record is from RefSeq and is a predicted model, not a curated record. The transcript is spliced from 2 exons.